UAAGUGUAUACAUACAAAGAAGGCAUGCACGAAACGUUAUCUUGAGUCUUGUCAUCUCUCCACAAACUUAAUAUACACACACCCAACUGGAGCUCCAAACAACGGGAGGCCGUGAUCUAAUCCCUUCUUCAGUAUAUGGGAUUUAAGAACUAUUAGCUGGGAAAAAUUGUGAUACACCAUGUCUAUCGAGCAGUGUUUUAACAAGGAUCGGAAACCCAUUUCUGGUGCUGCAUCGCAAAAUUCUGAAAAAACUUUGCCAUGCUUCGACUGCAACAUCUGCUUAGAAUUUGCAAAUGAACCAGUGGUUACUCUCUGCGGCCACCUCUAUUGCUGGCCAUGUAUCUAUAAGUGGUUCUAUUACCAGAGCGCUUCCCUCGCCUCAGAUGAGCAGCCGCAAUGCCCAGUUUGCAAGGCAGAAGUAUCCCACACCACUGUCGUCCCACUUUAUGGCCGCGGAGAAAGCCUUUCUGAAACUGAAAGUCAAGGCAAAGCAUCCAAUCGCGGUAUAAAUAUACCGCAAAGGCCACCUGCUCUUGGCACUGAAACUCUUGUUACCGCGUCUAAUCAUACUCAUCAACGACUCCCAUACAGGAAUCCGUAUCAGAAUCUGCAGCAUUCCUCUCUAGCAUAUGAUGACUAUGAAGAAGAUAACAAUUCUUCAUCAGCCCGCUUGAGUACAAGAAUGGAUCCUUCUAACGUAGCAGUUCAAAUGUUUGGAGAAAUGGUGUAUGCAAGGGUAUUCGGGAACUCACAGAGCCUCUACACAUAUCCAAACUCGUACCAUCUAGUCCCAAACAGCCACCCCAGAUUAAGAAGGCAACAUAUGCAGGCUGACAAGUCACUGGGCAGAGUUUCACUCUUCCUCUUCUGUUGUUUUCUUCUCUGCCUAUUCCUUUUCUAAUUAUAUAUCACUUUUCUGUUGUUGUUCAUCAUCCGCCGUUGUAUAUGUGCCAUUGCUUAGAGGCUUGAAUGAUAUAACUGUUAAGUUGAUAUACAUAUACACAUCUGUUACUGUAA
Daucus carota subsp. sativus is the source of this 1017-nucleotide messenger RNA. Its product is annotated as E3 ubiquitin-protein ligase RMA1H1. Gene Ontology annotation, biological process: ubiquitin-dependent protein catabolic process. Lineage: Eukaryota; Viridiplantae; Streptophyta; Magnoliopsida; Apiales; Apiaceae. Gene Ontology annotation, molecular function: ubiquitin protein ligase activity; ubiquitin-like protein conjugating enzyme binding. The transcript is spliced from 2 exons. Bases 179 to 901 code for a protein of 240 amino acids. The record is from RefSeq and is a predicted model, not a curated record. Gene Ontology annotation, cellular component: endoplasmic reticulum.